Messenger RNA from Cydia pomonella (codling moth), 3122 nucleotides. Its product is annotated as cytochrome P450 6B5-like. Lineage: Eukaryota; Metazoa; Arthropoda; Insecta; Lepidoptera; Tortricidae. The record is from RefSeq and is a predicted model, not a curated record. The coding region runs from base 1581 to 3083 and encodes 500 amino acids. The transcript has 2 exons. Gene Ontology annotation, molecular function: heme binding; monooxygenase activity; iron ion binding.
AUUUAUUAUUUCACAAUUAUUACAACAACACAUAUUUUCCUUCAACACUACUGAACUUUUAACUUAUAUGAAGUUAUAUGCAGUUAUUAUUUUACUUUUACAAUAAGUCAUUUUCAUGUCCUUCUCUCUCCUCCUUUUGUGGUUUUGAACCUGGGUUUCUAGCCCUAAAGGUGUCGUAACCAGUCGUGCCAACACCGCCACAAAUAACUUUAAAUUUUAAGGCGUACGCCAUCAAAGUUAUCUUUACACUUGCAAGUAACUCGCUUGCGGCCGCGACCUUGGCGUGUAAAAGACGUUUUUGUUAGUGAUGAGCAUUCAAAUAGAUAAUUAAUUUAAAAAUAAUCAAAUUCAUUUAAAAAUUUAAUUGUUCUUGAUCUUAUUACAUAUGAUUGUUAAAUACAUAUUAAGGGGUUUUCCUAUUCACAUUCAGAACAAUCUGUUUGUUGAAAAGUUUUUUUUUAUACCACGACGGUGGCAAACAAGCAUACGGCCCGCCUGAUAGUAAGCAGUCACCGCAGCCUAUGGACGCCUUCAACUCCAGAGGUGUUACAUGCGCGUUGCCGACCCUAACAUAAUAGUUGCACAUAACAUAAUAUCUUGUCCUGUACAUUACUUAAUGACAAUUAAUUUUAUUGCCUCAGUUAUUUCUUGGCUUGUAUGUAAUGCAAUUUAUAAUGUAUUUAGCUCAAUGUUAAGCAAGCUGUAAGUGCUGGUGGCCUAGCGGUAAGAGCAUGCGACUUGCAAUCCGGAGAUCGCAGGUUCAAACUCCGUAUCGUACCAAGGAGUUUUUAGGAACUUAUGUACGAAAUAUCAUUUGAUAUUUACCAGUCGCUUUUGGGUGAAGGAAAACAUCGUGAGGAAACCGGACUAACCCCAAUAAGGCCUAGUUUACCCUCAAGGUUGGAAGGUCAGAUGGCAUUUGCUUUCGUAAAAACUAGUGCCUACGCCAAAUCUUGGGAUUAGUUGUCAAGCGGACCCCAGGGUCCCAUGAGCUGUGGCAAAAUGCCGGGACAACGCGAGAACUUUAAGCAGCAGUUUUUUAAAUAUUUCAUAAAUGGUACGGAACCCUUCAUGGGCGAGUCCGACUCGCACUUGGCCGCUUUUUUUUGUAUGGAGUUAGCGUUCUUCUCCUUGUUAGUGUUGUAUUCUUUGAGUGACAAUUAGUGUUAUUUUUUAAGUAAUUGGUUGAUAAAUAAAAUAAUCGAUUUCAAACUAUUACUUACAGUCGGAACUAUUUUUUCCUGUGACUUGACUCCAAAAAAACACCUGUUGCGUGGACAGAGCGCUUAGGUCCACCCAGACGCUCAAGGGCAUUGGGCCUACCUAUCGUCUUAAAUUUUUCUUUACCAGUAAAUGUACCUGUAUAAAUAUAAACAGAUAUUUGAACACCUGUAUUAAUAUAAAAGAGCUACAUUUUAAAUAGGUACGUAUUUAACAUACAGGACGAUAGCUUCAAAACUAUUUAGUCUGCAUUGAUAUCCCAAGUACUACUACGCAGGUAACAGAACGAUUUUAUUUUAUUGCGAUACUUAAGAUUUUACUAGCUAUUAUUAGCGAUUACGUCUGAAGAUAUACAUAAAAUGGCUCUUAUUGAAUCAGUGGCGUUUGCGGUCGUCAUAGGUGCCCUGUACUUUUAUUUCACCAGAACUUUUAAUUACUGGAAGGCUAGAAAUGUCCAAGGACCGAAGCCAGUACCAUUUUUUGGAAACAUAUUUGAAUCUGCUUUGCGCUAUGUGCAUCCUGGAAUUAUCACAAAACGAGUAUACGACAGCUACCCUACUGAGAAAGUUGUAGGAAUGUUUAGGAUGACAACUCCCUGCUUGUUGAUUCGUGAUCUCGAUAUUGUGAAACACGUUCUGAUCAAAGACUUUGAUUCUUUCGUGGAUCGCGGUAUUGAAUUCAGCGAUGAAGGAUUGGGAACAAAUCUAUUCCACGCUAACGGGGAAACUUGGCGAAAGCUAAGAAGUCGCUUCACGCCCAUGUUUACUAACCAAAAAUUGAAGAAUAUGAUGCACUUGAUUAAUGAUCGUGCAGAUAAGUUCAUUGACUACAUUAGUGAAAUAACACUUAAGAACCCAGAACAAGAUAUUUAUCCAUUGGUGAAGAAGUACACAAUGUCCACGAUGGCGGCAUGUUUCUUUGGUCUUGAUAUUGAUACUCUUCGCGGAGAUACACAAACUGUAAUGAGAAUCGACAAAGCCAUAUUUACGCCUACUUUUGCCAUAGAGUUCGAUAUGAUGUACCCUGGAUUACUAAAAAAAAUGAACAUGUCACUAUUUCCGAAAGAUAUCAAGAAAUUCUUUAAAAAUCUCGUCGAAACUAUAAUGACGCAAAGAAAUGGAGUGCCAUCAACUAGAAAAGAUUUUAUGGAUUUAAUUUUAGAAUAUAAAAACAAAAACGCCCUUGCAACUAUCAAUAGUGAUGCUAAAGUUGAAGAAUUAACAAAUGGUGAAAUAGAAGCGCAAGCGUUUGCAUUUUACGCAGCUGGAUAUGAUACUUCUGCUUCCACUCUGUGUUUCAUGUUAUACCAGCUGGCAUUGGAACCUGAAAUCCAGGAUCGAUUGAGGAAUGAAAUAGACACAUAUCUACAUAGACACGGCGACCAAAUAGAACUGGAUACCUUAAAUGAGUUGCCAUAUUUAGACCAAGUUUUGAAUGAGACACUUCGAAUGUACCCUAUUGAUGAUACUUUACUACGGAAAGCACAACAUCAUUACAAAUUUCCCGGCACUAACGUAGAAGUGUCUCAAGGACAAAUACUACUAAUACCAGCUUUAGGGAUUCACCAUGAUGAGAAGUACUAUCCAAAGCCUGAGAUAUUUAAUCCAGAAAAUUUCGCUCGAGAAAAUGUAACUGGCAGGCACCCGUGCUCAUUUCUGCCGUUUGGCCUUGGACCAAGGAAUUGCAUUGGAAUAAGAUUUGCGCAAACACAGAUCCGGGUAUGUGCCAUCAGACUGCUGUCGAAGUUCAGAAUAGAAGUUAGCAAGAAUACCGUCCGCUCCUUCUGCUUUGACCCAUACCGCAUUAAUAUUGCCCCAAACAAGAAACUCUACGUGAAUUUCUGCCCACGAAUGAAUCUUUGACCUGUGAUUAGGACAGAGUACCUAAUAGAAUUUCUAUUG